AUGUCUCUUGAUCCAUUCACGAGUCGGCGUCAUGAUCCUCUAUGUUCCGAUGAAUGGAAUUGCAUAUUCCAAUUCAUCCCAUCGAAUGAUUUUUCAUUAAUUAUUUCACUUUUACAGGUCAACAAAUUUCUACAUUUUCAUAUUUUGGAAAAACUGAAAAUUCAAAAUCGAUAUAUUCAAAAGAACACUGAACUCUAUGCAUUGGGAGGAUCAAUGGAUAUUAGGAGUACAAAUUUGGUUCAUGGGUUUAUGGAGGCUGUAAUACCUUUCAAAGCAUUGCAUUUAAUUCCUACGGGUAAAUCUUAUACACAUGAACAAAUUAUUCGAUUAUUGACCAACAACGUAUGCAUUGCUGUUUUUAGAAAUAUUGAAAAAACAAAACUAUAUACUGGACUCUCUGGAUGUACUUGUAUUCCAUUCAAUACGUGCCCGCAAGCUGAAUGCUGUACAUACAAUUAUGUGCCAAUACAUCGUUCAUCCAUGGAUCAUUCACACGCCUUAUAUUACAUUACAUGUAAAACAAAUUUAAUUUUGAGUCAAGAACAAGCAAGUGCGUUGGAAAUGUAUUCACACUUUUUCAUGAGGAAUGAGCAUUGUAGUUCAUGUUGUAGAAAUUGUUGUUGUUAUAAUGCGAAUUAUGAAAAUCAUUCUGUCCCAUUGAACAUUCAGGCAAAUCAAGAAGAAAUUUUGGAAAGCGAAACUGUGAUCAGUAAUGAGAGACAUUUUCAUUUUGAGCAUUUGUUUGAAUUAAUUGCGUAUUCCGAGCCCAGAAAUGCUACCAAAAUAGUGCGUGUGAAACAGGAUGGUAAUUGCUUGCUAAUGUAA
This is a messenger RNA of Naegleria lovaniensis, 825 nucleotides long. RefSeq lists its product as uncharacterized. Bases 1 to 825 code for a protein of 274 amino acids. Lineage: Eukaryota; Heterolobosea; Eutetramitea; Acrasida; Naegleriidae. The transcript has a single exon. The record is from RefSeq and is a predicted model, not a curated record.